This is a messenger RNA of Phanerochaete carnosa HHB-10118-sp, 803 nucleotides long. RefSeq lists its product as uncharacterized. Lineage: Eukaryota; Fungi; Basidiomycota; Agaricomycetes; Polyporales; Phanerochaetaceae. The transcript has a single exon. The record is from RefSeq and is a predicted model, not a curated record. Bases 613 to 777 code for a protein of 54 amino acids.
CCUUGUGCAAGAAUAGCAGAAGCUUGCACCUGCACGCGUAGAAUUCCCCGAGCUGUCCUCAAUUCUGAUGAGGACCAUACAGCAGACGUACGCUGGCUGCCAGUCGCCAAUCCACUGCGCAACCACCUCCUCGGCACCUCCUGCUCUUACAGCUCUGGCGCUCGCGAGGGGCGCCGGUGAGCAUCUGCUGCAGCUUCGAACCUCGUUAUACACUGCUUACGAGUAUUUGUCGCGGGUCAUAAAGUGCACCAGGACGCGAGAUAAGCACAUAUUCACAUGCUUUCCCUUUCGUAUGAGCCCCAGGGCUCCGGCAUUGGCCCGAAAUCUCCGCCAAGUCCUUCUCCAGUGGUGUCUGCACCUGUCUGCACGUCCGUGACUGUCCCUACCAUGUCCUCUCCGAUCCCUUCGCCAGGGUGGACCCAUUUUUGCCACUCUUGUACGCGGUUUGAUGCUCGAGAACCCGAACAGAUAUCGCUGGCAACAUUCUCCAGCGGCUUCCACUCGUCACUCUCAUAGCCACAUCUUCCCCUUCAAUCACUCUAUAAGCAGCAGUCCUACCUCUAGGAAGUUGUUAUCGUGGUUCUGUAGCUUCCCAGGUACAUUUUUCCUAACAUGUCUCUUGCUUCCGCCUCCCUGCCUCAGCACGCAAGGAUUAAGCAGCUAAACGCUCUCCUUUCUGGUCUUUGCUCUUCUUCUGCAAGCGGUGCCCUCGCCGCCGGCAAGAAUGACGAUAUAACACGUUUAUGUUUUUGUAGGCGAUAUAUCUCACUUUGCUAGAGCAUGUUUCAUGGUCGGAAUCUGUC